Messenger RNA from Penicillium oxalicum, 1842 nucleotides. RefSeq names its product pseudouridine synthase DEG1. The record is from RefSeq and is a predicted model, not a curated record. NCBI's taxonomy places the organism in Eukaryota, Fungi, Ascomycota, Eurotiomycetes, Eurotiales, Aspergillaceae. The transcript has a single exon. Bases 1 to 1842 code for a protein of 613 amino acids. Gene Ontology annotation, cellular component: nucleus; cytoplasm. Gene Ontology annotation, biological process: tRNA pseudouridine synthesis; mRNA pseudouridine synthesis. Gene Ontology annotation, molecular function: RNA binding; pseudouridine synthase activity.
AUGGCGGCCACCAGGGACGAGGCGCAUCCUGAUUACAGCACCUGGAGUAACUCCAGUCUGAUCGAGCGCAUCACUGAGCUUGAACGGCAGCUUCAUUCGCAGACCACGAAAUAUACCGAGCCAACUCCUUCUGCGGGUGAAUCAAUUUGUCCGGCGCCCAUUGCAACAGAUGUCAGCGAACCUGCGAUCCCACUUGCCGAUCAGUACACUACCUCGUCGAAAAAGCGACUACACUCUCCGGACGGCGAUAUCUGUCACAAGCCCGGUAAAGCGCGUGCCCAAAAGGGCGAGCGCGACUUUGACCCGUCGAAGUAUCAGACUCGUUUCAUCGCCCUGAAGUUUGCCUACCUCGGUCAGCGCUACAAUGGAUUGGAACAUACCAAUGGAAACAGCACGCCAUUGCCUACAAUCGAGGAGACUCUGUGGAAAGCUCUGCGCCGAACCCGUCUCAUCCUCCCCCAGACGUCCUCCGCGGAUGAGCCAGUUGAUACCCAGCCUCGAGAGCAACGGCCCUACUCUAUCCAUUGGGAUGGAUGUGAUUACUCCAAGGCUGGAAGGACUGAUCGAGGCGUCAGUGCGUUUGGACAGGUGAUCGGUCUCAGAGUUCGGUCUGCCAGGCCUCCGCCUAAGACUAGUUCUUCCGCUGAAAUCGAAAAUACACAAGAGGGCGAUCCGAUGCAGCUAGAAGAGACCGCCGCAGACCCAGAGUGGGAUGACAUUGCCGAUGAAAUCUCUUACAUACAAGUUUUGAAUCGGGUUUUGCCUGAUGAUAUUCGCGUUCUCGCAUGGUGUCCCCAUCCUCCUGAAGGCUUCGAUGCUCGGUUCUCUUGCCGCGAGCGUCGUUAUCGGUACUUCUUUACACAACCAGCAUUUUCUCCUACGCCCGGGCCGCUUGGCUUUGAAAACCGCGGGGGAACUGGCAAAGGUGAGCGAACCAAGUAUCGUGAGGGCUGGCUCGACAUUGAAGCUAUGCGCGAAGCCGCCAAGUACUUUGAGGGCACGCAUGAUUUCCGAAACUUUUGCAAACUGGAUACCAGCAAGCAAAUUGAGAACUUUGAACGAAUUAUCUUCCAUUCCGAUAUCCACCUUGUCAAUCCAAAAACGAACCCCCUAGGUUUCGUCGGUCAACCCGGGUUCCAAAUCACGGAAGACUUCCAAGCAGACGUGGACAUGCUUUCCAAGCAACAACCCGAGCCAACAACUCCUCAGGUGUACUCGUUUGAUCUGUACGGUUCAGCCUUUUUGUGGCAUCAGGUCCGCCACAUGGUGGCCAUCCUCUUUCUGGUUGGUCAAGGACUUGAGUCGCCUUCCAUCGUACCAGACCUGUUGGAUAUCACAAAGAACCCCCGCAAGCCGGCAUAUGAGAUGGCUUCUGACGCGCCUCUUGUGCUAUGGGACACCGUCUUCCCGGAUGAGAACAGCGGUAGCCGAGAGGACGCUCUCGACUGGGUCUAUGCCGGCGACCCACGGCUCAACAAAAGCCGAAGCGCCAAAGGUGACAGCAAGUAUGGCAUGAAGGGGGCUGUUGAAAGUCUUUGGACUGUUUGGAGACAGCGCAAGAUGGAUGAGAUCCUGGCCGGGGCACUCCUGGACUUGGUCGUGAGCCAAGGUGAUCGCAGCAUGAUGUCUCAAAUGGACGCCAAGCAAGGCGCAAGCAAAAAGCAGAGUCGGGGCGCCAAGAUCUGGCUCGGAGGCGACGAUGCACGCACGGGGGGCAAAUAUGUUCCCGUCUUGCAGAAGUCAAAGACCGAAGCUGUGGACGUCCGAAACGCCAAAUGGCUCGCAGCCAAGCAGCGCAAAGAUGCAGUCAAAGCUGCUGGUGGACAAGGCGAGGAUGCCUGA